AUGUCGGAAUUACCAGUUACUUCGCAAGAUCUACAUUAUAGUUACAACAAGCCUGAGCUGCCCAAGGUUCUCAAAAGACUGUUUAAAUCGCAUAAAAACCUUGACUUUGAAUCUGCAAUAUGGGAAAUGGUAAAUCUCGUGUAUAGGCCUCGAAAAGCACAUCGAACGUUUUACUAUCAGAGGCAAACCCGGAAUCGGUGGUCGCGGGAUGAUCCUUCUUUUUUCAUAUUGCAAAUCGGACUUUUGUUAGCCAGCUCGUUGGUAUGGUCAAUUGUCUACGGCCACUCGUUCCUAGGGUUUCUUAAGAUGAUGCUCAACAUGAUACUGGUGGAUUUCUUUGCAUUUGGUUUUGCGGUAGCUACAUUGUUCUGGUUGAUAUUGAACCGGAGUUUUUUCAAGUUUAGAUCCGCACAAAACUCGCGUGUCGAGUGGGCUUACUGUUUUGACGUACAUUGCAACGCUUUUCUGGUGGUUUGGUGUUUGCUGUACUUGGUGCAGUUUGUGCUUCUUCCAGUUAUCAAAUUACAUCGCUGGAUUGGCCUUUUCAUCGGCAACACAUUGUAUUGCGUCGCUUUCGGCCAGUACUUCGUGCUCUCGUUCUAUGGAUACAGCCAAUUGCCAAUUCUGAAAAACGUCAACUUCAUUCUGCUUCCUACGAUAUUCUUCGCUGGAUUGUAUUUGGUGAGCAUAAUAGGAAUAGAUUUGUCGGGGCUCUUCAGCUUCCGCACCUAUUGA
Lachancea lanzarotensis is the source of this 735-nucleotide messenger RNA. RefSeq names its product LALA0S01e01926g1_1 (gene GMH1). The transcript has a single exon. The record is from RefSeq and is a predicted model, not a curated record. NCBI's taxonomy places the organism in Eukaryota, Fungi, Ascomycota, Saccharomycetes, Saccharomycetales, Saccharomycetaceae. Gene Ontology annotation, cellular component: Golgi membrane. The coding region runs from base 1 to 735 and encodes 244 amino acids.